AUGGACUUUCUCAAAACAAACCCCCUCUAUCUCGGAGGCGCACUUGUGUGCGUCGCUCUAGCUACGUACAUAUACCAAGGGCUCACAAACCCUUUAUCGAACAUACCAGGCCCGUGGUAUACACGAUUCACAACCCUAGUGUCAACAUACUUCGUAAUCACUGCUCAUCAUCCGGACUGGGUGCACGCUUUGCACGCAAAAUACGGCCCUGUAGUGCGAAUCAGUCCACAUGAAGUCGACGUCUCUGAUCCGCAAACAUGCCAACGCAUCCACAGUGUUAAGGGGGGCUUUCUGAAGUCGCCCUUCUAUUCCCUCCUCAUCACGGACUCGUCAAGUGUUUUCAAUGAGAUCCGGCCAGAAAUCCACCGCAAGUACAAACGCCUGCUGUCGAACCCAAUGUCGGAGACUGGACUGAAGACGUUCCUGCCACGCAUUGAUGGCAAAGUACGCAUGGCUAUCGAGCGUAUCCGGGACGAGAACAAAACUCGUGGAGCUGCGGACAUCGCCAAGUGGUUCAUGUUCCUAUCAUUCGACGUCAUUGGUGACCUGACCUUCGGCGAGGGUUUCGGUCAGCUUGAAAGCGGCGUUAAAAACAGAUCCGUCAACGACUUCAUCAGCCUCGGCUUCGUCGGCGGCCUGCGCUCCAUGUUCCCCACGAUCGCCUGGUUCUCCCUCUACCUCCCGAUCCCCGUGUUCCGCGACGCCACCAAGAUCCAGUACCGCACCUUCGACUACGCGCAGGGCGCGCUCGACCGGCACGCCGCGCGCGUCGAGGAGACCGGCGACGACCCCAAGCCGACCGUCUUCUCGAAGCUCUACACCGCCGGCGAGGAGGACAGCUGGUCGCCGAUCGAGAUCCGCGACAACGCGCAGGUCUUCAUCGUCGGCGGCAGCGACACCACGGCCAACUCCAUGAUCUACCUCAUCUGGGCCGUCUGCAAGCUGCCCGACGUCAAGAAGAAGCUGCUCGCCGAGCUGGCGACGCUGCCCGAGGACUUUGGGUACGAGGACCUCCGCGAGAUGCCGUACCUGAACUGGAUCGUCAACGAGACGCUGCGCCUGUAUACGGCGCUGCCGUGCGGGCUGCCGCGGAUCGUGCCGGCGGGCGGGUCGGAGCUUGCGGGGCACUUUAUUCCCGAGGGCGCGACGGUGACGACGCAGGCGUAUAGUUUGCAUCGUGACGAGCACGCGUUCCCGGAUCCGUACCGGUUCUAUCCGGAUAGGUGGGAGCAUACUACCCAGGAGAUGAAGGAUUGCACCAUGCCUUUUGGCGGUGGGUCGAGGACGUGCCUUGGACGUCACCUGGCUCGCAUCGAACUUCGCCUCAUCACCGCUCGAUUCUUCCGCAACUUCCCCAACGCGACUGUGUCCGAGUUGGAGGGCAUGUGUGACAAGGACAUGGAGCCUGCAUUGCACUUCUUGAUGGUUCCGAGCGGCCAUAGAUGUCUGAUCAAGCUCAACGGUUAG
Molecule: messenger RNA, 1467 nt
Organism: Colletotrichum gloeosporioides
Lineage: Eukaryota; Fungi; Ascomycota; Sordariomycetes; Glomerellales; Glomerellaceae
Product: Cytochrome P450 monooxygenase azaI
Exons: 4
Coding region: 1-1467 (488 amino acids)
Molecular function (GO): oxidoreductase activity, acting on paired donors, with incorporation or reduction of molecular oxygen; monooxygenase activity; iron ion binding
Source: RefSeq, a predicted model, not a curated record